AUGCCAUUCGACUCAGCUGGUUCGCCAUCUCCACGGGUUCAUGACACGAACGAAAUCAAUGGUUUCCGAUAUGAUCUUGAUGAUAUAUCGGAAGCCAGAAUAUCUCCAAGAGAACAUAUCAGCACUGUUGCACUAAGAAAGAAUAGUGGGAAUGUGAGCUCGCCUCGAAAUAGGAAACAUUCUUGGGGUAAAGAUGGUGAGAACAAGGCCGUCAUGCGAAGCCAUUCGCGCUUAAUUAAAGAGCACAGCGGCAGUAAUGGCCAAACCCUGUUACGGAGACGUUCUAGUAGCCUGCAGAACAGUAUCUUGUACAUCCACCCGGAUACCUCGUCCGUCAGGCAUCUUACAACUGUCGAUGAUUCGUCUCCAAUUGCAAGCGAUGAUAGCCUUCAGUUACCAGAGGAGAGUAUUGUGCCGGCAAAGGCUAGUUACGCACCCCCACUCGUGCUACACACCUUGCGAGUAUAUAAUAACUCGCAGCACUCCUGCGGAUGGAACAAUGAAGGCGCGUGGGUUGCAGGGCUAGCAUUCGGAAAUUCACCGUUAGACCUUCAGUUUGGCACAAAUGCAGCGAUUACCUGUGCGAAUGUGAAAGACGCAACUGCUGGCUAUAUUUUAGAUACAUUCAUUCUGCCCAGUGAACCGGGGGGUGAAGAUGAUGGUGAUGAUGACAAUUGGCUAAUGUUUAUGGAGGUAAUGAACUUUAAAAGCAGUCAGGGCGAUAUUGCCAUGGCGUGGUCGCCUGACAGAGGUGGUCGCAAACGUACUGGACAGUUGAUUAUGAUACCCGACACCAGUGAGAUAUCUGAAGUCCGCGCGUAUAUUGCAAGUGAGGACACUCCUACUGAAUGGCGUUUGCAGAAGACACUUCUUCGAGGCAAAGCAUACUCAGACCCUACAGUAUUCCAUUUCGGUGGUAUGUGGUAUAUGUACACUUGGAUUCGAAAAACGAACUCUCUACAUCUUCACUCCAGUCGAUCGAUUAUCGAAGGCGAAUGGGCAGAACAUCCGUUAUCGCCCCUUCAGGAGUCACUGGUACAUCCUAUCUACAGGAGACCAGGCGGUCGUCCCGUCGCUUUCGAUGGUGUCUUGUUCCGAUUCGCGAGGGAAAGCGCCCACCGGGAAGCAGGCCAUGGCACGGCUGCCGUAUGGGCUGUGGAAAUAAGCACUCUCAAUGCCACACACUAUAAAGAGAAGCCAGUCCGACGAAUAGGACCCACUGGUGGGACUGGCUGGGCAUCCAAGCGUGUUAGCUCCGUCGAUGUACAUCGAGUUUCCAAUGGCCUCUACAUCGCGGCUGUGUCCGCAGACCAUCUGAACGCACAACCCGUCACCGCAUACUUUCUGUCAACGGUCUUGCUGUGGUUCGCGAUUCUCUCUCUGAUAUUUGCAUCGGCUUUCGUGACUACAAUCUAUAGGCGGAUAGCAGCUACGCGGAGAAAAGUCAAAAAAUACGUUAUGUCGAACGUGUAUACGCACCCCUUUGCUAUGCUGAUGUGCUUGCUGUGCAUAGCCUUUCUAGUACUGUGGCAGUUCGACUUUCUGUUGGAUUGUAGGCCUCCCUUGAACGUGGUACAGUUCACCGGUGUGGGUCCGCUGUGCAAAGACCCUCUACUAAUGUCUACCACCGAAUCUUGCGAAGAUUAUCUGGCUCUUGCCGAAUUCGACGAAUUGGAGAACUCGCCGAAGUUGUCAAAAAAGAAGCACUCUGUCCGUCAUGGAACCAGGAAAAAUAACAAUGGACAAGGGGGCGAAAUUAGUGUGGAGGAAGCGAUCGAGAUACUGGAUGACGAGGAUCAAUUACCGGAAGUGCUACCGUCGACUACGCAACUAAAUCUACACCCCUGUGAGGUCACCCUGGUUACUGCUCUAUUUGACCUGGGAAAAUACAAACCAGGACAUGAAGAACAAAUGGAAGAAAAGUUUCAAUCUCGAGGCUUCGACAAAUACCAGACAUGGUUCCUUGAUGUUCUAGCAUUGAAAACAUGUUUAGUCAUCUAUAUCGAACCAGAAACAGAGCCUCUGGUGUGGUCUCACAGGGAGGCGCACAAUACAGUGGUUCAUAUCGUUGAUGAUAUACUCCAGGGGUAUGAAAUGCUCGAUAAAAUUCAGAAGGUCCUAGACGAUGAGGAGUACAUCUCGAGCGUUAAGCGACCUGGUAGGCCCGAGAUGCAGAUGGCUGCUUAUGGGGUGACGAUGUACAAGAAGAUAGAUUAUUUGCAGGAAACAGUACUUGCCAAUCCAUUUUCAUCCGAGUUCUUCUUCUGGCUGGACGGCGGGUAUGGUCACGGUCGCCGAAUGCCAGAUUUCGAGGAUGAUGUUUGGCCAGAUCCAGAGAAAGUGAGAAAAUAUGUGUCUCCGUAUCAGGUGUUCAUCUUGCAAGCUGAUGAGCCUGACGCGAAUGACUGUGCUGAUUUGCGAUCCAAAUUUGCGAGACACAAGACUACCAUGGCUGGUGGAUUUUUCGGAGGCAAAGCUGAGCCUCUACUUGCGUUCCAUGCAAGCUUUCAUAGACAGUUAGAAAAUACACUGGAUAUGGGUAUACUCGACGACGAUCAGGCGGUUUUUUUCGCCAGCUGGUGUGAAAAGCAUUCACUUUUCCAGAUCGAGCAAUGCCCGCCCAAUGUUCUAUGUCAGAUAGCCGGCACGCAACGAUGCUUUGAUCGAUGGAACUGUGCAAUAUCAUUUUUCGCGAGUGGUGAC
Sphaeroforma arctica JP610 is the source of this 2703-nucleotide messenger RNA. RefSeq lists its product as hypothetical. Lineage: Eukaryota; Ichthyosporea; Ichthyophonida. The record is from RefSeq and is a predicted model, not a curated record. The annotation marks the transcript as partial. The transcript has 17 exons.